This is a messenger RNA of Serendipita indica DSM 11827, 3279 nucleotides long. The record is from the annotation of a GenBank genome assembly. NCBI's taxonomy places the organism in Eukaryota, Fungi, Basidiomycota, Agaricomycetes, Sebacinales, Serendipitaceae.
AUGGAGCGGACUUCGCUGAGGACACCGACGUCGUCCCGUCCGCUCACUCCAGAAUCCCCACUCAAGCAUAUUCUCAGUAGCAGCGAGCACAGCCUGCAAUACGAUGACGAUCUCACAAAUGCACUCGCAGCUCUACGCAACUUCUCCAGUCGUGCGGCGACGCCGCUCGAGCUGACGUGCUGCUGCGAAAACCCAGAUUGUGAAUCACUGCAUGCGUGGAAAGACGCGGUUGCAAAGCUAGAAAGAGAACUCGUUCUCAGCGCAGAGGUUGGACAGGCAUUACUGCAUCGACAUGAAGCACAUCUACGCGCGCAGGAUUCUAUACGCGAAACAGCCGACCGAAACGCCCAACUUUACUCUGAUGCGCGCGAGAAAGUGGCAAAAAUAACGGCCGCAAACAAUCAACUCGUGGCCAAGAUGUCGCUACUAGUAAAGGAGAAUACAGUUCUCGAAAAGAGAUUGACCCAAACGCUGCUCAACUCGGAGAUUGCUGAGGCGUCGAACCGAACGUUGCUACACGAGGUGCAAGAGUCGAGGAGUACGAUUGCAAAACUCUCUGCGCAGAGUGCGCGAUCUGUAGGUUGGGAGGCAAAACUCAAUACUCUGCAGCAGGAGCGAGAUGAUUUACGAGAAGAGAAACGAGCAGAGGCAUCCCGAGCACGAACCGCAGAGGCAAAGGUAGCUGCCCUUUCCGAAAAGUGCGCAAGAUUGCAGGCGGAGCUCUAUGGUCUCCGAGAAGAGAGGGAAAACACCCGGCCGUCGAAAGUCACCCUGUCAGACGAGAUUCUGAGAGACGCGAGGCUACGUCUCGAUUCCCUUCAACUCGCACUCUCCCAGACAACCCGCUCAGAGGAUACUGAACUUUCUCGUGUUCUGGGGGAACUGGUAUCCGAAAAUGAGGCGCUGAAGCACGACAACGCUGAGCUCCAGAAUCUCUUGUCCGACAGUAGGGAAGAGGUCAAGCAGCUCAGGGAGGAGGUCGAGGAAACCAAGGUCACAAACGCAGUUUUCCAAGACCGCAUCGCAGAAGAAUCUCAUAUCCUCCCGUUACGACAUGAUUUGAGCCCAAAUCAUCGCAAGCGAGAGAGCUGGGCUUCGACUGCAUCUGCUCCACUUCCCGUGUCGCCGCACCGCAACGACGGAUUCCUGUCACCCCGUCUACCGCUUGGGCGUAUGAGGACAUCUAGUCACUCUCAUGCAGGCCAUCGAAGAACUGCCACUCAAGUACGCCGGCCUACAUUAGAAACACCGGAUGAGAGAGCCGCGGUGGAUGCGAGCUCUGCCAACGAAAGUGAUGCUUCUAGGAUGUCACAUUCCCCGGUUCCAUCGACUGCGGGCAGUCGAAGAACUUCGAUAAGCAGACAUUCGCACACGCCUUCUACCUACAGCGUGGACAUGGACGCUUCAAACCAGCCAGACGAUGCUGUUUUAUCGCCACCCAAAGGGCGCAAGAAGCUUAUGCUUCUGACGCGCUCUCGAGGGGUUCAGACGGACCCAAUCACCAUCCUUCCCAUCUCACCUCGCCCUGCCUCUCUCCUCGAUGAGCCUACGCCAUCCGGAUCGCACUCUGAGACUUCUUCUUUCCACGAGGGAAGAGUGUCUCAGAUGUCUAUACUAUUAGACAAAGUAUCCGCUCUGCUCAACCGCAUGACUCAGGCGGACGUUCCCACUCUCACAAAUCGACUCAAACGUCAGCACAUUCUCGGGGCGGAUGUGGGGCACAUUUCGCGUUCAACGAUUAGCAGCAUACUCAACGAAGUAUCAGGUCUGCGCAAUCAUUUUAGGAGCAUUCUCGACGACGAGAGGUCCGCCACGGUCAUCUCUCGCAAGGAGUUCCGUGGUCUACUCAAAUCGUAUUCCGACCUCUUCCAAGAGCUAGGUUCUCUUCGAGCAACCGUGAAUGAAGUCGUACUCAAUCCAGGCAUCGCAAACAAACUUCGGGAGGAAGCACUUGAGCCGGAGGAAAGCAAAGGCAAGGUGGAAACAGCAAAGGGAGGAGCACUGGGAGGCUGGAUAGCGCCCUUGUCCAAAUUUUGGGCUGGCGCACCAUCUAACGCAGCGGAUCCCAAAGCUACUACCCAAGCCAAUCCCACUGCCUUGAUUCGAGCAGGCAGCAGUCGCAACCGUCUGCAGCCUCCCAAGAUUGCUCCCAAAAUCGCUGCAGCGGUGUCUGCCUCGACCACGACAGUCAAUGUCGAGUUUACCAAUGCGGGAAUCAGGAGGGCGAUAUCGACCACACCUGAUCCAGUCUCGAGUCCUUCUCCUCCUGUUCCUAAACCCAGUACUGCCACGUCUCCUCUUGCCCAACCUCGACCUCAACUCCGAGGGAUUUUCGCGGGGUCGUCAGGAGGAACUUCAACCCGCUUGGUGGCCGAGCGACAAACAUCGGUCGGAAUUGGGACAGCAAGCUCGUCGCGACUGGAGCAAGCCAAGCUGCGAGCGCCAAGGCGGGCCACCCAAGACCCUGAGUUUCCUAAGGGAGAGCCUGCCCGGAGAUACUCGAGAGCCGUGGAUGCCGUUGUAGAUCAACAUGCAGUUGACGAAGAUGAAGAGGACGACGAGUAUCCUGGAGAUCUCCUCCAGCGAACGCUAAGACCGAGAGGAUUGUCAGACUCUUCUGUCCAUUCGUCGAUGAUUCCACACGGACCGCCGGUGAGCCGGCUGCUGACACCGGCCGGACUGGCUCUAAGCUCUCCGACUGUGGACGCCCCGGCCACGGGUGCUAUUGCAGGGGUGGCCAGCGCGCUUGGUGGCGUCGUAGGAUGGCUGGAGAAGGAUCCAGUCCUACAGAGCUUCAGUCGUCGAGUCCAAGGCCUUCGUUUCCCAACUGGAUCCAACCAAAUGAAGACGCAAGAUCUGCCUGAUAGCGACCAGCCACCAAAUACUUCUAAACAACCCGAGAAUGAUGGCAUUAGCUCGUCUCAAGGCGCGACGCCUACCACUCUCUCAAAGACACUCCCAAUCUCACCUUCAUUGUCGCCACCAAAGCCUAUACCCGAGCACCUAUCCUCACGGACGGGGCUCUUGCGUCGAAACGACUCGCGAUCGCCACCCAGAAAAUCGUCUCCUCGCGGUUCGCCCAGGCUCGGCGUGGAUACCAUACGCGCUGGGUCGUUUAGAUCCGGUGGAAUCUUACCUGGUAUGAGAGCUCGAGCGGGUCCAGUCUCACAGAUUGUGAUUGAGCGGGAGGAUACGACCAGUCCUCGAGAAACCCGGAGGUCGGCUGUAUCUGGGCUCGACUCGCCUGUAGGGCACCUAACGCGGUCGGAUAGAUAUUGA